This is a messenger RNA of Ctenopharyngodon idella (grass carp), 672 nucleotides long. RefSeq names its product beta-1,3-galactosyltransferase 2-like. NCBI's taxonomy places the organism in Eukaryota, Metazoa, Chordata, Actinopteri, Cypriniformes, Xenocyprididae. Gene Ontology annotation, molecular function: N-acetyl-beta-D-glucosaminide beta-(1,3)-galactosyltransferase activity. The transcript has a single exon. The record is from RefSeq and is a predicted model, not a curated record. Gene Ontology annotation, cellular component: membrane. The coding region runs from base 1 to 672 and encodes 223 amino acids.
AUGGCUUGUGGUCAUUCUGGCAAUGAUAAUCAAAAUACAGCUACACAAAAAACAGCCACUGUAGCACCCACUGUGACCAAACACAUUUCACUGCAUUAUCAUAUAGCUCAUCCACUCAACUAUCAUUUCAUCCUGGAUGAACCUGAUAAAUGUAGUCAGUGGGAUCCGUUCCUGGUCUUGAUGGUCCCUGUGGCGCCCAAUCAGGUAGCAGCUCGUAACGCCAUCCGGAGCACGUGGGGGAAUGAGAGCACAGUCCAGGGAAAAGCAGUGAUUACUCUGUUCCUGGUGGGUUUGACUGGAGGAUCCGACUCUGAAAAAGCUCAACAGCAGCUGGAGGAAGAGAGCCAACAACACAGAGACUUACUGCAGAGCAACUUUGUGGACUCGUACUUCAACCUGACCAUAAAGACGAUGGUGAUCAAUGACUGGAUAGCCACUAAUUGCCCUCAAGCAACUUUCAGUAUGAAGGUUGAUUAUGACAUGUACUUAAACCUGGAAAACCUGAUGACCCUUCUAUCGGCACCCAUCACACCCAGACAGUGGAAUGUUGAUGUGGAACCGGCUCGUCGUCAGAAAAAAACCUCAAAAGUGUCAGAGGAGCUGUACCCUGAAUUAAACUACCCCAUGUACCUGCUAGGAACAGAAUGUUUUCUCCAGUUACCUGCCAGAUAA